Molecule: messenger RNA, 3704 nt
Organism: Alosa sapidissima (American shad)
Lineage: Eukaryota; Metazoa; Chordata; Actinopteri; Clupeiformes; Clupeidae
Gene: furinb
Product: furin (paired basic amino acid cleaving enzyme) b
Exons: 16
Coding region: 876-3449 (857 amino acids)
Biological process (GO): peptide hormone processing
Cellular component (GO): trans-Golgi network; Golgi membrane
Molecular function (GO): serine-type endopeptidase activity
Source: RefSeq, a predicted model, not a curated record
AUCGGGUAUCAGCUAAAAUGCCGUCUAGCUAGAUCACAUUUUAGAUGCAGAAUUGUCUGCAGUUAGUUGCACGCUAGAUCAAGACCCCCUACUCGCUUUAAGGUAUAUUAGGCGACGGGGCUACUAGAUCAAACUUUCUUUUGUCAGGAAGGUUAGCGUUAAUGUAGGCUAUUGUGCUCCUAUACUGAGAACAUCAACACUUUCUUACUUUGCAACUUCUUUGCUGGGGAGACAGAAAUUAAGAAGAAGUAGAAGUAUAUGCGGAAGAGUUGGUGAGAUCUAGGUUAUGUGGUGUGUGGUAAACAUUUACCGUUAUUUUGGUCAGCUAGGUUUCAGAGGUUGCGUUUGUGUUUCAACUUUCUGGGUGUUAACAACAGCAUGUUUGCUCACUGGCGUUUUGUUGAGCUGUGUUUUAUGAGCAAUCGCAAGAUAGAAGACGCUGGUGUUAAUUAAUGUGUAUUAGAGCAUUGUCACCUGGCAAUCUGUCUGUAGAUGCACUGCCUUACUUAAUCAGUUCACGUUUCUUCACGCGUUCUUGCCAAGGUGGCUCCUCUUUCAAUCGGAUCAAGUCUUACAGAAGACGACAAGAUUAGCCUAGUUAGUGCGCUCAACGCAGGAUUCGUGUUAUUUUCUCCCUGCGCGCGAUUCAUCUGCUCCAUGCUUUGAGCUGUCACCGCCACGCGUCCCUGAGAUGCCUCUCGGUCAACCGAGAAGAGAGCGCAGUGGCGGAGUGUAGAAAAGCUAUUUCACGACCUUUGUUCGCCUGGGGUCCUGCGUGUAGUUCUCCGUAGCAGCCUGCAGGGGGCAAGCACAAGCGGCCUCUGCCCCUCCUCCCCUCCCUCCCUCCGGCUGCCAGAGACCCAGCCCCCCUGUUCAUGGAUGCCCGGCUGGGCCUGCUGCACGCUGGGGCUCUUCUGCUCCCCCUACACCUACACCUCCACCUCCACCUCCUCCUCCUCCUCCAGCUCCUCCUUCCCCUGAGGACCCUGGGGGGCCACGCCACCACCGCUGCAGGCACCUACUCCAACUCCUGGGCCGUGCACAUCGCCGGCGGCGCCCAUGAAGCCGAGAGGAUCGCCAGGAAACACGGCUUCGUCAACCAUGGCAACGUAUUUGGUGAUUACUAUCACUUCCAGCAUCACUCUCUGGUGAAGAGAUCUCUCUCUGCUCAUCGGGGACUUCAUGUUCGACUGUGCUCCGAACCACAGGUGCUGUGGCUUGAGCAGCAGGUGGUGAAGCAGAGAAGACGGAGGCAGGUGUUCACUGAGCCCUCUGACCCAAAGUUCUCCCAACAGUGGUACCUGUCUAACCCGAGCCAUCGAGACCUGAAUGUGAAGGAGGCGUGGGCACAGGGCUACACUGGGAAGGGUGUAGUGGUCACUAUCUUAGAUGAUGGCAUAGAGAAGGACCACCCUGACCUGGCAAAAAACUACGAUCCAGAUGCCAGUUACGAUGUGAAUGACAGAGACCCGGAUCCACAGCCUCGUUAUACACAGCUCAAUGACAACAGGCAUGGGACACGCUGUGCCGGGGAGGUGGCCGCCGUCGCUAGCAACGGCAUCUGUGGUGUGGGUGUGGCUUACAAUGCCAAGAUUGGAGGCGUGCGUAUGCUGGACGGCGAGGUGACUGACGUAGUGGAGGCACGCUCCCUGAGCCUCUACAACCAGCACAUCCACAUCUACAGCGCUAGCUGGGGACCCGAGGACGACGGCAAGACUGUGGAUGGCCCUGCCAAGAUGGCCAAGGAGGCCUUCCAAACAGGGGUCGCAGAGGGCCGUGGCGGGCUGGGCUCCAUCUUCGUGUGGGCGUCGGGUAACGGCGGCCGUGAGCGGGACAGCUGCAACUGCGACGGCUACACCAACAGCAUCUACACGCUGUCCAUCAGCAGCACCACCCAGCUGGGCAGAGUGCCCUGGUACAGCGAGGCCUGCUCCUCCACCCUCGCCACCACCUACAGCAGCGGAGGCACCGACGAGAAACAGAUAGUGACAACAGAUCUGCAUCAGAAGUGCACCGACUCCCACACAGGCACCUCUGCCUCUGCUCCGCUGGCCGCUGGAGUCAUCGCACUCGCUCUGGAAGCCAAUAUGAACCUGACGUGGAGGGACAUGCAGCACCUGGUGGUGCACACCUCACGCCCCGCCCACCUCAUCGCCAGCGACUGGAAGACCAAUGGGGUCGGCCGGAGAGUGAGCCAUUCGUAUGGAUACGGGCUGCUGGAUGCCAGUGCUAUGGUGUCUCUGGCUCAGAACUGGACAAGCGUUGGACCUCAGCACCAGUGCGUCAUUCACCUGCUCUCUGAGUCCAGGGAGUUCCAGGCACCCCUGGUGUUCAGUAAGAGUAUAGACGCGUGCUCGGGGCAGGCUGAGUUUGUGAGCUCCCUGGAGCACGUUCAGGCGCGCCUCACCCUCUCCUACAAGCACAGGGGCAACCUGGCCAUCCAUCUCAUUAGCCCACUGGGGACGCGCUCCACACUGCUGCAUCCCAGGCCCCAGGACACAUCCGCUGAUGGCUUUAACGACUGGGCCUUCAUGACCACGCACUGCUGGGACGAAGACCCCCGUGGGGAAUGGACCCUAGAGAUCCAGGAUGCCUCGGGACUCAGUAACUAUGGUAUGCUGUCUCAGGUCACUCUGGUUCUGUACGGUACUGGUUCUAGUGCUGCUGACCCGGCCGUCUCAGAGCUCAGCCGUCCGACCAACAACAGCUGCAAGACCUUCGACCUGCAGCAGAUCUGCAUCGAGUGCAGCGCGGGCUUCUCGCUCUUCCUGCAGGGCUGUGUGAAGGUGUGCCCGGCCGGCUUCAUCGCAGGGCUGCAGCAGCUCAAUCUGUCUCUGGAGACCUGGGUGGAGCAGUCGUCGGUCCAGGCCUGCCUGCCCUGCCACUCGUCCUGCCUGACCUGCUCCGGGCCCGGCCCCUCCGACUGCCUCUCCUGCCCCACACACAGCCACAUGCUCCUGGGCGCCUGCCUUAACCAGAGCCCAGUCCAGCGCAAGUCCCCCGGCGGGCCCGCCGCGUCUGCAGGGGAAGGGGCCAGUGGCGGGGUGGAGAAGGGAGGAAGAGGGAAGGGACCGUUCCAGCCGAUACCCCGGGAGCCGUCGUCCAGCCACCUGCCCGCUCUGGUGGGCCUGCUCAUCUGUGCCUUGGCCCUGGCCGGCGUGGGCGGCGUCUUCCUGCUGCUGCAGUGGCGCUCUGACACCGGCGCCUCCAGUGGCCGGAGGACUAAACUGCCCUCGCUGGCUUCGGCCGGACUGGGGCUUGGUUUGGGACUGGGGGUGCGCGAUGGGGGGCCCAGGGUGUUCUACAGGGGGAUCCCCACGGUGUGGGGGGACGAGGAGCUGGCCGACGGAACCUGCUGCCGAGUCGACGGCGACUCAGAGUCGGAGAACGAGGAGUUUGACUGCCAGAGCGAGCGGACGGCCUUCAUCAGGACUCAGAGCUCUCUGUAGCAACGCUGCUGCCUAUGCUGCUGCACCUCCUCCUCCUCCUCCUCCUCCUCCUCCUCUUCACCCGCAGGGAGCAAACCUCUGACUCUCUCCCCAUCUGCUUCUAGCUCCUGCCAUCCUGCUCUUGCUCUCCAAAUCCAGAUGCACCUUACCCCUCUCUCUCUUUUUAUGACACUCUUCUUCCCUCUUUUCCCCUCUCUCUCUCUCUCUCUCUCUCUCUCUUCCCUCUGGCACUUGUUUUGGAUGAACAAGUGAACA